ACACAAUGCUCUUCCGUACUGCGGCCCGCCAGGCUGCGCCUCUGCGUCGCCAGGCCUUUGCCCCUUUGACCCGUCGCUCCGUCACCACCGACGCCGCUUCGUCGCACGCCGAGAACAUCCCGCAGGAAGAUGACAAGCCGUUCACCGUCCGUCUCUCCGACGAGAGCUUCGAGACUUAUGAGCUCGACCCUCCUCCUUACACUCUGGAGACCACCAAGAAGGAGUUGAAGCAGAUGUACCACGACAUGGUCUCUAUGCGCCGCAUGGAGAUGGCCGCCGACCGCCUGUACAAGGAGAAGAAGAUCCGUGGUUUCUGUCACUUGUCGACUGGCCAGGAAGCUGUCGCCGUCGGUAUUGAGCACGCUAUCAACCGCGAUGACAAGGUUAUCACCGCCUACCGUUGCCACGGUUUCGCCUUGAUGCGCGGUGCUACCGUCAAGUCCAUCAUUGGUGAGCUGCUCGGCCGCCGUGAGGGCAUUGCCUACGGCAAGGGUGGUUCCAUGCACAUGUUCGCUCCCAACUUCUACGGUGGUAACGGUAUCGUCGGUGCCCAGGUGCCCGUCGGUGCUGGUCUCGCCUUCGCCCAGCAGUACAACGAGCAGCCCAACACCUCCAUCGUCCUGUACGGUGACGGUGCCUCCAACCAGGGUCAGGUCUUCGAGGCCUUCAACAUGGCCAAGCUGUGGAACCUGCCCGUCCUGUUCGGUUGCGAGAACAACAAGUACGGUAUGGGUACCUCCGCUGCCCGCUCUUCCGCUCUCACCGAGUACUACAAGCGUGGUCAGUACAUCCCCGGUCUGAAGGUCAACGGCAUGGACGUCCUGGCCACCAAGGCCGCCGUCCAGUACGGUAAGGACUACGCCGUCUCCGGCAAGGGUCCUCUCGUCUUCGAGUACGUCACCUACCGCUAUGGUGGUCACUCCAUGUCCGACCCUGGUACCACCUACCGCAGCCGUGAGGAGAUUCAGCGCAUGCGCUCUACCAACGACCCCAUUGCCGGUCUCAAGCAGAAGAUGAUCGAGUGGGGUGUUACCUCCGAGGAGGAGCUCAAGAGCAUUGACAAGGCUGCCCGCGCCCACAUCGACGCCGAGGUUGCCGAGGCUGAGAAGAUGGCCGUCCCCGAGGCCACCCCCCGUAUCCUCUUCGAGGACAUCUACGUCCGUGGUUCCGAGCCCCGCUGGAUGCGUGGCCGUACCGUCGACGAGACCUUCUACUACUAG
Molecule: messenger RNA, 1220 nt
Organism: Penicillium daleae
Lineage: Eukaryota; Fungi; Ascomycota; Eurotiomycetes; Eurotiales; Aspergillaceae
Product: pyruvate dehydrogenase (acetyl-transferring) subunit E1 alpha
Exons: 3
Coding region: 6-1220 (404 amino acids)
Biological process (GO): pyruvate decarboxylation to acetyl-CoA
Cellular component (GO): intracellular membrane-bounded organelle
Molecular function (GO): pyruvate dehydrogenase (acetyl-transferring) activity
Source: RefSeq, a predicted model, not a curated record